Molecule: messenger RNA, 1779 nt
Organism: Lactuca sativa (garden lettuce)
Lineage: Eukaryota; Viridiplantae; Streptophyta; Magnoliopsida; Asterales; Asteraceae
Gene: ELF9
Product: RNA binding (RRM/RBD/RNP motifs) family protein
Biological process (GO): mRNA splicing, via spliceosome
Cellular component (GO): U2-type spliceosomal complex; U2 snRNP
Molecular function (GO): RNA binding
Source: RefSeq, a predicted model, not a curated record
CUAUUCAUCGAAAACAAUAACAAAUAUUUUUGAAGGGAGUAAAUUGGAAGGAAGGAGUUUUAAACGGGGCCGAAGAGCAACUUUUUCGAAAUACAUCAAAGAGGAAACGAAGAAGCUUCGAGGGCUUACCCGUCGAUUGACAAGGCGAUUUACUAAAAGUUUGAUAUGGGCACUGAAGUUGGGUGGUUCAUACUAUCCGAAGAUCAACAACACGUAGGUCCAUAUGCUGCGUCUGAAUUGAGAGAACAUUUUUCUAGUGGAUAUAUUACAGGGAACACACUUGUAUGGGCUGAAGGAAGGAGCGAGUGGCAGCCCCUGUCCUCAGUUCCUGGACUAAUCUCUGAAAACUCCGAACAAGCGCCCUCAUCGGCUUCCAUUGAUGACGAGUUUGAAAGGUGGCAAAAUGAGGUGAGAAGUGCUGAGACAGAGGCAGACAAUGAAGUUGCUGAUGAUGAUGAGAGGCCUUCAUCUCCCCCAGAUGGUCAGAAUGAGUUCACUGAUGAUGAUGGGACAGUGUACAAGUGGGACAAACAGCUUAGAGCCUGGGUUCCUCAGGAAAUGGCUGCUGGAAGUGAGCCAUAUGAUCUUGACCAUAUGACAUUUCAGCAAGAAGAAGAGUUGUUUCCUACAGUUGGGGCUGAUGGUAUCCCUGUUAAAGAAGAUACCAACACUUCUGUAAAAGCAAAUGCUGAUGUCAUUGCAGAAAAAGAUACAGAUAAUGCAAAUGAACUGAUAGAAGCAAAUGGGAAGAGGAAGUUGCCUGAGAAACCUGUUGAGAAAAAGGAAGCCAAUCAACCUCCAGACAGCUGGUUUGAGUUGAAGGUUAAUACACAUGUUUAUGUUACAGGGUUGCCAGAUGAUGUUACCUUUGAUGAGGUUGUGGAGGUGUUUUCCAAGUGUGGGAUUAUAAAGGAGGAUCCUGAAACAAAGAAACCUCGUGUGAAGAUUUAUGUCAACAAAGAAACUGGAAAGAAAAAGGGUGAUGCUCUUGUUUCAUAUAUGAAGGAACCUUCAGUUGCUUUGGCCUUGCAAAUUCUUGAUGGAUCUCCUUUACGACCUGGUGACAAGGUUGUCAUGUCAGUCACACCAGCUAAAUUUGAACAGAAAGGUGAAAAAUUCAUAGCAAAACAAGUGGACAAGAGAAAAAAGAAGAAGCUUCAGAAGGUGGAACACAAGAUGCUUGGGUGGGGUGGGCGUGAUGAUUCAAAAUUACUAAUUCCAGCUACAGUUAUUCUCCGAUACAUGUUCUCUCCAGCAGAAAUGAGGGCUGAUGAGAAUUUAAAUGUUGAAUUAGCAGCAGAUGUUCAAGAGGAAUGUGCAAAGCUUGGUGCAGUUGAAUCAGUCAAGGUUUGUGAAAAUCAUCCUCAAGGGGUAGUUUUGGUAAGAUUUAAGGACAGGCAAGAUGCACGAAAGUGUAUUGAGUUGAUGAAUGGAAGAUGGUUUGGAGGUAGGCAAGUGCAUGCUAGUGAGGAUGAUGGAUUGGUGAACCAUGCUUUGGUUAGGGAUUUGGAUCAUGAUGCACAACAAUUGGAGAAAUUUGGGGCUGAACUUGAGGCUGAAUGAAUUAACAACUUCUGAAGCAUCAAUGCACAUAUAGAUUAUGAUACACAAGACACAAGUCUACUACUUAAUAGCUACAGAAUCUUCAAUUUCUUUCGAGUGUGUUGUGUUGUGUUAUGUUAUGUAGUUGAAUAAUACUGUUUACGUGUUUUAGGAUUAUUGUUUAGUUACUCUUGUGAUUGAUUUUGAUGCUGUAACUUUAAGGUUGUGCUUGUUACA